This is a messenger RNA of Plasmodium coatneyi, 5586 nucleotides long. RefSeq lists its product as uncharacterized. Gene Ontology annotation, cellular component: plasma membrane. Gene Ontology annotation, molecular function: ATPase-coupled intramembrane lipid carrier activity; nucleotide binding. NCBI's taxonomy places the organism in Eukaryota, Apicomplexa, Aconoidasida, Haemosporida, Plasmodiidae. The transcript is spliced from 3 exons. The record is from RefSeq and is a predicted model, not a curated record. Gene Ontology annotation, biological process: phospholipid translocation. The annotation marks the transcript as partial.
AAUUGCACAUUGUUUAAAAAGUAUGACCUGUUCAGGCAUAACAAUGAAUAUGCAAAGAGAAGGGAAGAAGAAAAAAAAAAAAAGAAAAAAAAAUUCCUAAACCAGUUGAAAAGUUUUUUCCAUAUUGUAAGGACAAAAUUCUGGAAUGUAGGAAAAUACAAAAAGAAUAAGACAGUGUCCAUACUAUAUUAUAAUGACGAUGAAUACAUAAGCGAAAAUAAUGGUAACAUCAUCGUGACGGUGUUUCUUUCCCCCGUGUGGUCAUUUCUCCGGAACAAGAUAAGGACAACUAUAGGGAGGUUGUUAAAAUGGAGUGGAUUUUUCUACAUAUGGGAGAAUUUGAAAUUCUUCGUGCCGUUUCAAAAUGGAAGGAAUAAGACAAAAAUAACAUGUCUGGAAGAGGUGGAAGAACAAAAUCAAGCCACCCUGCAUAAGCUAGACCGAUGCGUUCUCCUUGACCCGAUAACGGACAACCUGUCCAACAAACACAUGAUACAAAUAUGCAAAAAUUAUUUAACGAACAUGUUAUAUUAUGUGCACAAUGGGCGCGUAAAUUAUAAGGAGAGUAAAGAAAUAGAAAAAAUAAAAAAAUUGUUUAUCCACAAGGUUAACAAUUUAAAGGCUUUCAAUGCAGAAAAUAAUCUCUACAUCAGUGAUGAUUCAUUGAUAAAAAAAAUUAUGGUCCGAGACAGCAGCGUCACACACCAUCAUUAUCAUAGAAACGAAAUGAAGGAGCCGAGUAAUUUUUGCAAAAUAAGGAAUUACGAAAAUGAAUGUGUGAAGGUGUACUACAUCCCGAAUGGGAACCCUUUAAGGAGUAACAACAACGGAGAGUAUAUUUGUAUGAACUACAAGAACAGACAUCAGUUAAUACUUCGCGUGAUCAUUAACCGUCUUGGAACAUUUUACUUUUUCGUUUUUUUUAUAUCCUUUUUGCUUCAACAGACAUAUCGUUUUAGGACAAAUAAUUAUACAUAUUUUGCUCUUAGUUUUUUCGUCCUCUUCUUCUUUUCUGCAUUGAAAGAUCUUCACACGAUAGCUCAGCGGAUUGCCACUGAGCGGAAGGUUAACGCUAAGACGUGCAGGCGGGUUACUCCUGUUGGGUUGGUGGAUGUCCCUUGCGCUGAGGUCAAGGUGGGUGACGUACUCUACCUAGAAGAAAACGACGAAAGCCCCGCAGAUUUGGUUCUCCUAAAGUGCAGCCACGAUGACGUGUGCGUGUGUUCAAAAAACCUGGACGGAAAGACGGACCUUCAAAUAAGGAAGAGCAUUCUGCUUACGUCUUACUUACCAAACAUUUAUGACCUGUUCAGGUUAAAAAUAAAAGUGAUGCUUGAAAAACCGCAUAAACGGUUGGAUAAAAUGAACGGCUUAUUUAUUCUUACUAAUUAUCACUCCUUUGUUAAGCAUAUGUACAGCGACUUGGUAUGUUUGCAAAACACAUUUUUCAAAAAUGCCAAUGAGAAUUUUCAUCAUGGGAGCGAAGUUUUUAAUUAUGUUAUUGAAGACACCUAUAUUGAGAAGACGUACAAAUGUGUGGAUUUUCUGAUACGGAGGUCGUCAGUUCCUUUUGGGGAUCCAUCUGUCGGGGGUGUCUUCACAAGUCCGCCACCAGGCAAGGCUGCCCAUAUUGACUACAUCUCCAGCACCGACUUCGCGAACCGACCAAGCAAAACACAGGACACCCAUUUCGAAAGCUACAUCAGUAAGUUCGACUCCAAAAAUUCAUCACCCAUCGUACGUGAUGAGAAGGAAGAAAACUACAAGGAGCAAAUUGGAACAGAAAAUGUCAUCUGGUGUGGUAGCAAGAUAGUGCGGGGGAAAGUAUAUGGUCUUGUCGUCUACGCAGGGGCAGAUAAAAAAACAAGCAUUAUAGUGAGUAGGAAAAAAAAUAUAUCAGAUGGGGAUUGUAAAGCGCAGUGCAGACCAUUGCAGAUGUGGCUAUUUCUCAUAUUAAUAGUAUGUGUCUAUUUGUGCUUACAAGGAGGAGGUCCACUUGGAACAGGCGCCUUGAUAAAUUUUGUCAGGUACUUCCUCCUGCUAGUUCCAUACACACCCUACGUCAAUAACAUGUACGUUUUCUUAAUCAGCAGAAUUUCGUUCCAUACGUUACGGAAGCGAAAAGCCAUUCCACAUUUCUCUCUGCUUAACUUUGACAUCGCUGAUCGGAUUAGCAGCACGUCUUUCCUUCUGUGUGACAAGGAUGAAGUGGUCGGUGGAGUGGGAUUGAAGUUACGAGGGGUGCACUUUCUGCUUGGCGAGUUGGAAGACAAGAGUGGGGGUAAUAGCCACAAUGACGGUCGUAGUGCUCGUCGUAGUGGUGGCCACAAGGGUAACCUUCCCUACUGGAGAUGCCUCCUGCAAGCACUCCUAAACAUUGUCGACUUCAACUCCUACUUGUGUGCACCAUCUGCAAAGGGGUCCCAGAAAAACUGCGCACUUUUGAAAAGCAUAGACCGGAACAGCCUCCCACUGCUAAGCGGAAACAAAGGAGACAAAACGGACAAGCUGUACAAAACAAUCUUCAGUGAUAUCUUAAAUUACACAGCUGACAAAUCGAACAAAAUGUUUUUAACCCUUCUGUGCAUGCUAUUUUGUAAUGUAACAAUGGUUAGCGGAAGAGGGGUUUUAAAAAAAAAUGAAAAAGAACGCACGCUACAUUCAACGUGGGAUUCCAUUUACUCCCCACGCCUGGAGGAAAAUGUCCUCAUAGACUUCGUGAAGUCUUGCGGAAUGGACAUUUUUAAAAAGGAUGCUUCCAAAAUUGCCGUUGGAAUUUUAACUCCCACGAUUAGACAGAACGAAAAAGGGGAAAACAAAACACACGGUGUGAAAAAAAAUAGAAAGACCAAGGGGAAGGAGAAAAAUGUGCACAAUAAUUCGAAUGAACGCUCUUCUGAGAGGAGGAAAGAAAAAAGAAAAAAAAAAAAUUAUGAACAGGUCAGGCAAAAAUGCUGGCAUUUUAAAAACUCACUACAAAAUGGCGGCAUUUUUAAAUUGUCCAACGUGGCGGAAAAGGUAGACAGGGGCGAGGUGAAGUGUGAGCGAUUCCGCGUGUGUAAGAACGAGUGGGAGGAACGUUCAAGAAGUAGUAGUAAUAACGGUAGCAGAGGUGGAUUAAGCGUCCCCUGUGGGAAAAGGCGCGCCGCGAAAAAUGGUCGACAUGGUCGUUGCCGCCCAGGCAGUGGGGACCAAAAGGGGAAAAAGAAAAAGGUGAAAACAUACAACUUUGAAAUCCUAGAAGGACUAUCCCUAGACUGUAACGACCAAGUUAUAUGCACCCUCAUCUCGUACAAUGAAAAAAUAUUUAAUCUGGUUAAGGGGCCUGGCGAAAAGAUUGCUAAGAUGAUGUCUUGUGAAAGGGGAAAAAAGAAACUGAGGUCGAUUUUAAGGCCAGCUUCUGCGAAAGGCUUUCGCGUAGUUGUUUUUGCGUACAGAGAAGUUACACAGAACGAGUUAGAUCAAUACAAAAAGGUUAGCAACGAAGAGGAGAAGAAACUUUUUUUUAAAAAUGUGUUCGCUAACAAUGUAAUUGUGUUAGCCAUUGCGACGCUGAAGGAAGGUAUCCACGAAGGUGCAAAAAAGUGUCUGGAUCUGUUCAAAAGAGCGAAAAUAAAAACGUGGAUUCUCUCUGGAGAGAAGAAGGACAGUGUUAUAGCUACCUCUACGUCUUUACAGCUGCUUAGACAAAGGAAUUAUGUUUGUCACCUGAGUAGGAGAAGGCUCACACGGUUGGUGCGGAACAAAAUGGGGACAUUCAAUACGUUGCAGAGUAAUUCCUUAUCGGGUAUCUACACCAAUUGUGCUUUCCACUUGGGGGCACCACCUCCUAAUGGGAAUAUAACCCUUCGAAGGGGGACGUUACCCGUGUGCAACAUCUGCAGUGAGGACCAUGGCGGAUGCCAUCACGACGACUAUAUGAAGCAGAAGAACAGAAGUUCACACAAAUUGGUUCUGCCUAAAUAUGAUGUGAUCCACGAAACAAGCCCUUCCAACGGAUGGGUCAACGGUGGUGUGGACAGAAGCAGGGUAGACAACAACGAAACGGUAAAUUGCUUUGAAGCCGAAUUGGAGCAUACCCUACAGACGUGUGGAGACACCAACACUGUUUUUUUCCACCCCAAUGUUGGAAAAGUCUUACCCAAAAGGGCAACUAAAAUGAAUUCACUACAGGGGGAUGGAGCCUUAACAAAUGCACUGAGCGAAAUGCUGUACCAGUUUAGCUACCCCUUUAGGGGGGCUGAGAAAAAAGGGAAGCCUAACGGGGAAUGCAAAGGGAGGAAUAUCCAGUUCGAUAAGAAAAGCCCAACUGACGUGCAAAACGAACAACACCUCGACCGAAGGAACGAUACACAAAGGAAAUUUAGUAAAGUUCCCCCCCCGCAUAACCGUGUGUAUAUCAUCAAAGGAGACAUAAUUGACUACUACUUAAAACACGGGAAAAAGGAAUUCAUAAAAUCGCUAACUCAAUCUCGGUGCGCCCUCUUCUACGACUGCAACUCCAUCCAAAAGGGGAAGAUAGCCAGAUGUCUGCGCAGUGCAGCAAAUGCAAAACAUAAGGGUGGCAUUUUAUGCUCAGUAGGAAACCAUGCUAAGGACAUAAACAUGUUUAAUGAAUCAGAUAUAGCCAUCCGUGUGAACAGGCAUAGCGACACUAAUGUGAGCAACCUCUACGCAGAUAUCGAGGUGCAAUCAUUUGAAGACCUUGGGUGUAUAUUUUUUUUAUAUGGUUACAGAAUUAGCCAGAAUGUUCAUUCCUUGCUUGUAGCUAGCUAUUAUAGAGGAUUUACAUUGCUAUUUCUACAAUUUUUUUUUUCUUACUUUUUCGCUAGCUGGUUAUCCAUCUUGUCCAACAUUUCCCUGGUCACCUUUUUCGCCUUUUUGUUCAUCAUCACGUUUGUGAUGAUUUCCACGUCGAGGAAUGAUGAUGCGUUGGUAGGGUACUCCAAUGGGGCCAACUACCACCUGUUACAGAGAAAUGCAGUGCACACGCGAAAUUUACAACGAAGGUUGUUUUCCCUAAAAUGGCUUUAUGCUGUCAUGUGGGUGGCACUGUAUCAGGCCUUUGUCCUGUUCAUGCGGGGUUAUUGCGCGCACUACGGGUGGGGUGGUCUCCCCAACUGUGCUAAUCCGCUAGGAAGCAACCCCACUGGACCAGAUCACCCCUACCUCCCCGGCAUGCAUAACGAAAUGUACGUUUUUCCUCCCUUAUUCAUCACGCACCUGUUGCACAGUCUGCUUUUCCUUCCUACCGCAAAAAGGAAUUCUUAUUUCCUCCCGUUUGUAGCCCUAUUCAUUUUAUUUUUAAUUGCCCACAAAAUGUUGUUAAGCUCACUAUAUCAUUUUCGUUUGGUAUUUUUUUUCAAAUUGGAUUUUUCCUUUUGUGCAUACACCGCUGUCACUAUUGCCAUUGUUAAUGUGCCGCUUGUUAUUUAUUAUGUGUUUUUAAAAUGCACAACGGGGGGGGCGAAGUCGGCACUUAGGCAUAUGAAGCAUUCUUUUGAAAGUCUGUGUUCUGGUGCUCACCAGAUUGUUCAUAUUGGAAGUGUAAGUUCUUCCCUCGAUACCGUUCCCUCGUUUUGUAAG